AACCACAAAGUCUAGGGGAUUUCGCCGGAUCUAGGGACAAAAUAGAAAAAAAAAUCGUGCGGGACGGGACUUGAAUUCCUCAAAAAACCUAGAUUAAGAGUUUUAAAAAAUCCUCCUCACCACUCAAAUGUUCAUCGUUCAAGGCGACGAUCGAUCAUUCCCUCGAUUCGAUCGUCCCUCCCAUUGCCAAGAUCAUUUUGAAAAUAAAAUCGACAGCAGUGGGGGUCAGUGGGAAUGGUCUUCUGGUGGCGAUGGCAGACACUAAAAAAUAAAGACUGAAUUUUAUUCCGCGCCUUCACUCCAACAACUUCGAAUGCCUUGUUACGUGGACACUGUGAUUAUUAGAUUUAUCAAUUGUUUGUCGCUGAAAUGAGACACAUUGUGGCGCUUGAUGUGGGAACCACAACUGUACGCGCUCAUGUUUUGGAUGAAAAUGCUGUCACUGUUGGGAGUUUUGUACAAAAGGUCGAGCUGAUUUAUCCGAGGCCUGCUUUUGUGGAAAUCGACCCCGAUCAACUCUGGAGUGCGAUUCUCCGGGUGCUGAAGGGGGCUGUUGAGGCGAGUGGAAUCGACGAAAAAUCCAUCGCUUGCCUCGGUAUUUCUACACAACGCGGGAGUUUUAUAUCAUGGAACUUUGAGACUGGAAAGCAUUACCACAGAUUCAUAACAUGGAAGGACUUGCGUGCAGACUCGAUGGUUCGAGAGUGGAAUUCAUCAUUAACGAUGAAAUCCCUCAGAAUGGGAUCACGCAUACUUUACACAGUCACACGUAAUAAACGGUUUCUCGCGGGAAGUGUGUUGAAGCUUAUGAACACCCAGAUGACGUUGCGCUUAGCUUGGGCGCUCGAUCACACUCCUGGGUUGAGAGAGGCAGCUGCGAGUGGAAAAGCGGUGUUCGGGGGUGUGGAUUGUUGGCUUUUGUACAAACUCACUGGAAAACACAUCACUGAUGUCUCGAGUGCCGCAGCAACAGGGCUCUUCGAUCCCUUCACAAUGGGGUGGUCGGGUUGGGCCCAGGAUCUGUUCAAAAUUCCCUCAUCAAUGCUCCCACACAUCGUCGAUACUGCCGGGAAUUUCGGCGAGACUCCUAAGGACAUAUUCAGUGUACCAGUUCCCAUCACCUGUUGCAUGGCUGAUCAGGCAGCAUCACUAUUCGGUUCCGGCUGCUUUCACCCGGGAGACCUGAAGGUCACCAUGGGUACAGGAACAUUCCUAGAUGUUAAUACAGGAGGUCAACCUCAUGCAUCCGUCGCAGGAUUGUAUCCUCUGGUUGCCUGGAGAAUCGGCUCUGAAUUGAUAUACGCAGCUGAGGGUGCCUCUAACGACACAGGAACUCUCAUUGAGUGGCUCAAAACCAUAGGCAUUAUAAAACAACCUGAGGAAUUAUCGGAUCUUGCGGACUCGGUGGAUAGUUCCGAUGGCGUUUAUUUCAUUCCUGCAUUCAGUGGCUUGCAAGCACCAAUCAACGACCAGUCAGCAGCGACAGGAUUUCUGGGCGUUAAGCCCACCUCAGGGAGGGCUCACAUGGCUCGAGCCGUUUUAGAGAGCAUAGUAUUUCGAAUUUUAUUGCUCUAUGAGUCACUGUGCACUGAGAUACAUCGAACUUACACUUGCAUUCGCGUGGAUGGAGGUGUAUCUCAGAAUGACUUUGUACUACAAUUACUCGCUGAUUUGACUGGUCUACGAGUUGAGCGACCCUCCACCGCAGAAAUGUCUAUUUUAGGCGUUGCGUUUCUCGCCGGUCUUCAGUGUGACAUUUGGAAGAGUAAAGAGGAGAUGAGAAAGCUUCGAAAAAUCCAAACGGUCUUUGAGCCGAACAAAUCGAGAAGACUCUCGUAUCAAGCGACGAUAAAUCAGUGGAAACGAGCGAUGGACAGAUUCCGGAAUUGGUACUGAUAGCAAUGAAACGUCCGCCAAGUACCUGUUUCCAGUUUAUAGUCUAAAAUGAGAACGAGGGAUUUUUCCUGUGACUGAAUCUGAAACUCUGUAGUGAAGCGAAAGAUUAGUAAUAGAAGAUGAAAGGUCGCAAUUAUAAAAAACAAGCUCAAAUUGAGACUUUCGAAAAUCUUAGAACGAGACUUUCAAAUGUUUCAAAUUGAAACUGUCAAAAGUCUCAAGUUGACAGCUCAAGUCGGCAGUGAACUGCUGAACCAAUUCGUGCCUACUAAACAAUUCCUACAGAAGACUUUUAUAUUCAUUUACAACUUAUGAAACUGUUGAAAAAGACACUAGGUUACGAUUAUUAAUGCAUUUAUAUAAAACUUUACCAAUAAGGUUUGUUGAUCGUUGGAAAAAUAUAUAUUGUUGAUGAAAA
This is a messenger RNA of Diachasma alloeum, 2314 nucleotides long. RefSeq names its product putative glycerol kinase 5. Lineage: Eukaryota; Metazoa; Arthropoda; Insecta; Hymenoptera; Braconidae. Gene Ontology annotation, cellular component: mitochondrion. Gene Ontology annotation, biological process: glycerol metabolic process; glycerol-3-phosphate biosynthetic process; triglyceride metabolic process. The transcript has 12 exons. The coding region runs from base 370 to 1896 and encodes 508 amino acids. Gene Ontology annotation, molecular function: glycerol kinase activity. The record is from RefSeq and is a predicted model, not a curated record.